Lingula anatina is the source of this 1518-nucleotide messenger RNA. RefSeq lists its product as uncharacterized. Lineage: Eukaryota; Metazoa; Brachiopoda; Lingulata; Lingulida; Lingulidae. The record is from RefSeq and is a predicted model, not a curated record.
ACAGCAAACCCCGCGUACUGCUAGAACGUCGGGCCACCACUGCUGGCCAACGUACCAAACCUAGAAAAGAACCACCACCUCAGCUUCAACGUUCUCAAACCGCUUUAGGUCACAGAAACGUGAAUCUGUCUUAUUCCUCGCAUGCUGUAGCAGAAAAAGACGCUGAAAAAGCUGCUAGAAAACAAGCUAAAUUGGAAGCAGAGGAAUCAAAACCUCAGCGGACUAGACACAUGUCGGCCUCUUCCGAUUCUUCCACUGGGAGUACGUUUGGCAUAGACCCAUAUAAACUUCGCAGGAGGGCAUUUUUAGCCGGCGAAGAAGACUUCCAGUCAAAAAUAUUCAGCACUAAAAAAGAUAAUUUUCUAGAACGUGUUCAAAGAACGGUAGCGGAAAACCCCCCCAGCCGACCCCCAAGUCAAAUGGAUGCUGAACAGAUUAUAAAAUCAAUAGAAAAACCGAAAAAUGAUCGCAAAGAGAACAAAAGAUCUGUUGUGGCUCCAAAGGCCAUCAGACGCUUGAUGGAACGUGAUAAUUCCUUCAGUUCCUUAGCAAACCUUUCAGAAGAAGAACAAGCAAGAAAAUUAAUGGAACAGUGGGAGGAUCUUAAGAAAUGUAGGUAUCUGCGGAUUCCACCAGCGAUGGAGGAUCUGUCGGGAGUGAACACGCUUGCUGUGGAUAACCUUAAACUGCUGCAUUCGCUCCGCUACGCGCCGCCCGACCAGUCGGGGUUCGGAGUGGCCGUGGUGGCGGACAGGCAGGUGCUUAGUAGAAAUAACCUGAAUGCCGUGCCCAGUUGAAAUCUAAAGCAAAAGUCAGUGUUUGCUGUGUUUUGCGCUGAAUUUUGAGAUCCUGUUGAGCAUUAUAAUGUUUGCAUAGUUGCACAUUCAAAGAAGCUUGAUUAAACUAGAUAUUUUACUGCACACUCACUAAAGCGAGGGGGGUUACUUGGAAUGAUUUAUUUCGUGCAGUCAAUCCCUUAUUAUUACACUAGAUCUGAAUUUUGAGUUGGUUCUCACAUAUAACUGAAACAAGGGACCGGUUUUUCGAUGAUAUCCCGUGGGUCGGUGGGUGGGGUGGACCCAUUUGAAUUCUGCUUGUCUACCGGGUGAAAAGUUUUUGUAACUCCCAAGCAGAAUGUUUUCACUUUGAUGCAACGUAUAUGAGCUACGCACCUAACUAAUAUAGAUAAGAAACGAAUAUAUAGUGUGCAAUGAUAAAAACAUCCGAAAUUUUGUAACGCUUUUUUCAUUUUGUUUCAGUAGUUGAGUUAUUAACUGACUGAUUAAUUGAUCAUGGAUUAUUGAUAACUUCAUUAAUUUGUUCAUCGGAAUAGCUAAAGUAAUAAGUGAAAGGGCAGUAGGUCUAUUUGACCGGCUGCAUGCUCACCGCUUUUGUGAUAUGAACGCUAACUGUAUUAUUUUUUACUGGAAACCAUUCCUGGCUUCUGUGCAAUGAUAUUUAUGCCAACAAGUAAGGACGGUGCCUGAUUGUAAUUUUUUAUUGUGUUUAUGUAAAUGC